This is a messenger RNA of Xylaria bambusicola, 483 nucleotides long. RefSeq names its product late endosomal/lysosomal adaptor and MAPK and MTOR activator-domain-containing protein. Gene Ontology annotation, biological process: positive regulation of TOR signaling; positive regulation of MAPK cascade; lysosome organization. Gene Ontology annotation, cellular component: late endosome membrane; membrane raft; Ragulator complex. The transcript has 3 exons. The coding region runs from base 1 to 483 and encodes 160 amino acids. NCBI's taxonomy places the organism in Eukaryota, Fungi, Ascomycota, Sordariomycetes, Xylariales, Xylariaceae. The record is from RefSeq and is a predicted model, not a curated record.
AUGGGUGUCUGCGCCUCGUGUCUGGGCCGUCGACGAAACGACUCCAUUGACGAGGAUGACGUUUCUCGCCUGCUUUUCGAUGACCCCAAUCACAUACAGUACAAUACUUUUGGCGACCACAACCUAAACUCUCAAGCCGAUCCCCUCGAGUCGCAGCGCGAAGUCGAGGCUUUACAAAGGAUCGUCGCGCGGACAUCCAACAAUCUCGUGGAUGUAUUCGAGAUCGUCCCGCAAGAAUCACAACGGGCGCAUCCAGGGCUAUUUUCCGAGCAAGACGCUCGUCUCACCCGGUACCAAAACAUACUAUCUAAGUUGUCCUCUGAUGAAGGGGUGGCCGCGGCAGGUGGCAAUCAAGGAUCUGUUGAGUGGUUAUUGAACGAGGAAGAUACCCCCGAUGUACCCGAGCAGAAAAUUACCAUUAAAGAGGGUGCUUCUGGUCCCUUGGUCGGCACUUUCGCCGAUGCAGUUGCUGCAGUUGCAUGA